GCCUUUCGACCUUCCGGUGCUUAGGCCGAGGACCCUCCCCCCGUGGGCAUCCCUAGCUUCUAGGCCCGGACCCCGCGGGCGACGGUUUCUGAGAGCGCGCGCCUCCCCGCCCGCCCUCCUCCUUGUCCCUUCACGCGCCGCCCGUUUUUCCUCUUUCUCUGUUGAUCACAGCUGGGCGGCCGGGGGCGGAGGGAAGGUGGCCCCCGCGGAGCCUGGGCGGGCACCUCCCACUCACCCGCGAGCCGCCGUGGGAGCCGGAGGAUGGCGGCGGUAGCUGCGGCCGCCCGGGAGGAGGCGGUGCCGAGGCCGGCGGUGCAGAGCGCGGCGGCAGAGAGCGGCAGCGGCCCGUCGCGGCGCACCAGAACCGAAACCGCCACCUGAGCCGGCGCCCGCAGACGCAGCGCGCGGCACUCUCGGCCGAGGCUCCUCUGCCCCUCGCCUCGCCCGGAGGAGGACAGCGCGCCGGGCCGGCCCCGGACGUGCGGGGGCCCUGCGGGCCGGCCCGCAGCAGGGAGGACAUGGGCGCCAAGCAAAGCGGCCCGGCCGCCGCUAACGGCCGCACCCGCGCGUACUCGGGCUCGGACCUGCCUUCUGGUAGCAGCGGAGUGCGCGAGGGCAGUGCGGGCAGCGGCGGGGCGCGGGCCUUGGCCAGGCUUCCGCCUCAGGUGCCCAGCGUGCCCCAGCCCGGCGCCUCGGGCGGCGCGGCGGCGGCCUCGGCGGCCCCGGCGGCCCCGCGCAGUCGCUCGCUCGGCGGGGCCGUAGGCAGCGUGGCUUCGGGGACCCGUGUCAGCAUCCCCAACAGCAGCAGCGGCCCGUAUGGCUCGCAGGACUCCGUGCACAGCAGCCCCGAGGACGGAGGCGGCGGCGGCGGCGGCGGCAGCAGCAGGGACCGGCCGGCGGGCGGGGGCUCCGGCGGGCCGCGUCUGGUGAUCGGCUCGCUCCCAGCGCACCUCUCGCCUCACAUGUUCGGAGGAUUUAAGUGCCCUGUAUGCUCAAAAUUUGUACCCUCAGAUGAAAUGGAUUUGCAUCUUGUAAUGUGUUUAACAAAGCCAAGAAUAACCUAUAAUGAGGAUGUACUGAGUAAAGAUGCUGGGGAAUGUGCAAUAUGCCUUGAAGAAUUGCAGCAGGGAGAUACUAUAGCACGACUACCAUGUCUAUGCAUAUAUCAUAAAGGCUGCAUAGAUGAAUGGUUUGAAGUAAAUAGAUCUUGCCCUGAGCACCCUUCAGAUUAAGCAUCACAUGCCUGCUCAAUAGGUUUUCUUGUCUUUUCAACAUGCUUGAAAAAUCUAAGAGGACUUGAGGAUCUGUCUCUGAAAAAUAAAAAUGUGGGCUUAUUCAGCCAGAAAUCUGAGUUCUAGGAGACUUGGUAAUACAGAGAUGGACAAUCAUAAAAGAAAAUAGCCCUGCUGAAGAGAGGACAGUAACCACAGAACUCAGUGUACCAAACUUGCAUAUAAGGGACACACAGGGAUUUCGAAAAUGCUGCACAUCCCUCAGUAGUCAUCUACAUAGUUAAUACUGAUCAACAUUUUGUAUUCAGACGCCAAAGUUAACUGAUUAAAAAGUUGAUUUACUUUUUAGUCAGUUUUCUAGAGCUGUGCAAAUAGCUGUGUUUUGAUUUGUUCUGUUUUUUUGGUUUUUUUUUUUUUUUUUUUUUUAGCUUGGGGUCUGUUUCUCCCAACAUUCAUCUGUUCUUAAAUUUAAAACAACGUAAUUUACUUCUUUAUAAACUCAAGUCUUAAAUGUGAAAACCAAGAAAUGUAAUCAAGCAGUAAAACAUUCUCUGAAUGUAGACUAUGAUCUCAAGUUCUUCCAUUUUUUUUUUUCACCAAGUGUGGAAAAUAGAUAUCUACAUAGGAAAGCUAAAAUAUGUUAAUAUUUUUAAAUUAAAGGUUUAAUAUUACCAGAAUGCUGUCCAAAGAGCAAAUCAAGUUGCAUAAUUACAUUUUAAGUAAUUAUAGAAUUGCAGUUUGUGAAAUAUAUUGUUUUCUUUCUAAAUGAAACUGCUCCGUAGUUAGCAGCAAAUCAUCUUGCAGCUAUGCAACUUUUAAAUAUGAUUACCAAUUUUAUGUGCUGCCAGCUACAAUAACUUUCUGUUAACGGGUAUUUUUGUUUGUUCUUUUCAUAUACAUAAUUAUCUUGUUAAGCUUUGCAUUUUCAGUUCCCACAUUUGGGUAAAAUGUUUAGCAGGUUGUAAACUUAGUGACUUAUGAAAAGAGUCAAAAAUUUCUGGAGUGGAAUUUGGAAUAAUUAGAGGGACAUUUUAUAUACUUUUAAAAGUUAGAAUUUAAUUAGGAUGCCAGAUUUUAUAGCAGUGUGCAUCUUUAAUUUUCCAGAUAAUCUGGAACUUAGCAUUUGAUAAAUGAUUUUUUAAAGGAAAUAUAAAAAUUUUGUUAAUUUAUAAUUUAUUGAUGUUGCUGUAAUUGAAAAUGUUAUACAGAUUUUUAAUUUCAUCUUAUGUAGAAAGAAAUGUAUUAAGCAAAAUUAUGUGAAUAAAUAUUUCCCAAAAAUACAUCUGAAUGGUUAAAAAUACUGAAAGAUAGCUAUCAGGGCUAUAAUAGUGAAUGUUUUUUUAAAAUAUCAAAAAUACUGAUUAAGUAGAUUGUGUGUUUUCAACAGGGAAAAUGUUAUCAGUGAAUAUUUAGGCAGUGCACUUUACUUGGUAUAAUUGAAAGUUGCACAGUACUGUUUCCUUAUUUUAAACUCUCUUUAAUAUACUUAAAUAUUUGCUGCUUUUUUUUUUCUAAAUUUAACACUGCUACUCUUAAUCUUUUUCUAUUGCUUCUGUCUCAUAUUGUUUUUUAAAAGGGCAUGUACAGGAGCAGCUGCUGCUACCUAGAAAAAUUUGUGUACUAUGAAUAGCUAAAUUAAUUUUUAAUUGCUUUCUGUGUGAUUUUAGACUGGAUAACAUUUUCCCUAAAGUUAUGCUGUGAAAUGCCUUUUGUUAUGCUGCAAUUGCUAAAAGAAUCCCAAACCUCCAUUGUAACAGCUGACAGCACAGUCUUAUAGGUGCUUUAUAAACCAGUUGUGGAAAAUUAUUCUUCCUUCAAGGAAAAUUAUUUUAAGGAAAGUUUUUCUGUUAUGAAAUCUUAUUUUGUAUCUAUUUUAUUUCACAUCUUCAGUUUUGUAAGCUUUCACAUCCUCCCACCAUAAUUCCCCCAAGGAAAAUCUCUCAGAAUGUGGAUAGCUUAUUUUCUAUGAUUGGUAUAUUGCUAUGGUAGGAAUUACUUUGUUGUCUUUUAUUCUGAAGACAUUUAUUACAUCUGUGAUAAUUAAUGGCUUACCUUGUCCUGAAGUUGUUUUUCUGUUGUAGCUUGUUAACUUUACUUUUUGAACUGCGUUAACUUUCCCUUUUCCUCGUCCUUUUUAGCCUCUGUCAUAGAGCUCUGUGCUGUAGCUGCUACAAUAGCAGCUCCUGAGAUUUUGAAGAAGGUUCAGUGUUUGUCAGCAUCAAGUGCUACUUGGUAAUUACAUUUGUCUAGAACAGUAUUUACUACCUUUUUUUAAAGCAACACCUUUUUUGUUAGAAUUUUCAGAGUUGACAUUUUUAUUUUAAAUUCAGUCUCCAGCAAUGUCCUGAAAGAGGAUAAUCUAGAAAUUUAAAAAAAAAAAAGUUUUUAAAGCUCAGAUGCUCCAGUUUUUAUUCGAGUCAGAGCCAUUAUCUGGAAAGUAUAUAGGUGAUAGUCUGUAUAAUAUCACUUAUAAUAUUUGUGAAUCUAUAUGCAGGCACUGGAUAGUAGAAGUAGGACAUUACAUGAUAUUAGUUAGGCAUUUAAAUAUUCAGGUGAAACUACUGAUGACAAAAUACUGUGGUGGAGACACAGUUAAGAUUUAAAUCCUAGGUAAUCCAGAUCACCAUAGCUUUCUAGAGUCCUUGUAAAUACUCAUCUUCCAACAAGGUUACCCUUGUGUGUAUAGAAAGCAAUAUGUGCUUAAAUUUCACUUUAGUGCCACUUUUGUCCAUAAUGGAUUGCCAAUUGUAAGUCAUCUCUCUUUGGUAUGGUUCUACCCCCACCCCCCAGAAUGUUUAAGAGAAGUAAAAUUAUUGUCUUGCUCUGGGCUUUUGCCAGAGAAAUUGACUAGCCAUAAGUUUAAUAUGCUUUUCAGAUUUAGCCACAAAUUAGAUGAUAGAUUGUUUUAAGAGCAACGUUUAUGACUGAAAUGUAUCUGAUUUUGUGAUAGUAGAAAGAACAUUGAAAAAGUCUUAAUUGUUAGCUUGCAUAGUACAUACCUGGAUUUUAGUUUCUUGGUACAAGUCUUACAUUUCUUUAUUAUAUGAUGAUUUCAUUUCUCACGCACUAGAUACUUCAAUAGAAGGUAGCCCAACAAUGACUGAGGCCCAUGCACAGCAUGUCUCCAUGAUGUGCAGUAUUUCAAGAAGGCCAGGCUUGGUGGUGCACACCUGUAAUCCCAGCAAUUGGGAGGCUGAGGCAAUAAGAUUGCUGUGAGUUCAAGGCCAGCCUGGACUACAUAGUGAGUUCAAGGCCAGGCUGAAACACAUAGCAAGACUCUGUCUCAAAAAAAGAAAAAAUAAAAAAAAGGUUUUAGUUUGAGUCCAUUAAUAAAAUGACAGAACUCUUCAAAGCUUAUUAGACCACACCUGUGUUCCAAAGUUUACAUAUGUAGUUUGAGAGCAAUCAUUUGGAUAAAUAUUUUAUUCUACGACAUAGCGGUAUUCCUUUAAGACUGUAAACUCAAUGUAAAUACUAUGUACAUUUAUGUGCUGAGUUGGAGAGUGAAAGAGUGAAAUUUUCAUAAAAAUAAGCUGUUUUAAACAAAGCAUGAAACUUUUUUUAUAAUUCAAGAAUAAUUGAAUUUAACAGGUUAUUGAUAUCCAUACUAUGCAUUGAUAAUAAUACUCAAAUCUUAUUCUUUACAAGUAAGUUUCCACAUUAAUCAGAUUUUGAGGAACUAUAUAAAACUACUACUAAAAGGUAAUUGGUGCUUAUUAAAUAUGAGGAUAGUUUGUUGCUGAAGUUUUCUAGUUCAUUUGGGUUAUUUUCUUGCAAUUUUGAUUUAACCUGAGGCAAACUCAGUAUAUAUUGAUAGUGAUUUACUGUAAAGUAUUCUUUGUUCAAAUGUCAUUGUGUAGAUAUUUUCUAAGUUCAAAAAAAAAAUCUAUACUUUACUUUUGCCUCAGUCGCCUAUUGUUCCUGAAGAAUGUAAUUUCUGAUUUUUUAUUUUGCUGUUGUGAAUAACUUGCUAUAUUUUUACUGUCUUUUUUUUUAACUCAUCUUUUCAUUCUGAAACUGAAUUGCUAAUUAGUUUUGUUUAGAGGCAAUGGCUAUUUGUUGUACUGUACUACUGAUCAGGAACAGCUAGUAAAACUUUUUUUGGUAAUUUUUCCAGCAAUGAGUUGGGUACUGUGUUCUGUGAAUGCAGUGAAUAGGCUAAGAAACAGAAUUCCUGUAUUAAAUGGAGAAUACUUGGUCUUCUAAGUCAGACAAUUUUCUGAGGACAGAGGCUAGGAGAGUUUUGUUUUCAGAUAUUCAAGCUGUCGUCAAUUUUAGAUCAAUAGUUUAGUGAUAGAUUUUUCAUUGAUUGUCUAUAGAGAGGUAAAGAAUACGGUGUGAACUAACAUCCCAGAAAUAAGUGGGAAAAAAAGUUAAUACUGUAGUAUCUCUUAACCACCAUUGUUUUUUAGCUCUGUACUGGACAGUGAACCACUUGUCAGGAUCCCAAAUCUUGGCAUCAGAAGUGACUUCAGUCUUCUUGUUAUUAAGAGCUCAUGCCUGCGUAUUCUGAUGAAGUAUGUCGAAAUUGAUAGGCACUGAUUUAUUUAAGUUUGGUGAAUGUAUAGUUCUGGUUGCAUCCUAUUUUCAGUAAACCUGGUGGUAGAAUCUCAAAAAUGGUUCAUAUUUGUCAAUCUUGAGAACUUGGAGGUAUAUAGUGCAAUUAGCAGACUCCAUAGGGAGAUACCGAAGGAUGAUUUUGUCAGUUCAUUACUUUUCUUUGCUGUGACUUUUCAUGUUGGAAAGUCAUGGUGAUAAUAUUUCCCUCCACUGUUUUUCUUGUAGUUUCUAACUUUUCUGUGAUACUUCUUAGUUUCCUGUAUUAGAAAAUAUUUUUCUGUUAAGUAAGAUAUCAAAAGCAUUAAUCACAAGAAAUAGAGAAAAUAUAUGGAGUCAACUGGCGUUAAUAUGUUGUAAACUAAAGUAGAAUAAUUUAUUAAUGAUAUUUUAAUAUUUCCAAAUGAUCUUGCUGAAUUCUGUUACUUAGAAACAGACAACAAGAGGAUGCUUUUGAGGAAAAUUGUCAUAUCCUCUAUAAUAUUUUAAGUUUAUAGUACAUGUAAUAAAAGAAAUACCUGAAUGCUCAAGUUCUCAUGCAUUAAUUGAUACUAUAUCCUCUGUAUUUUUUGUAUACUGAUUACCACAAAGUUAAAUUCAAAGCAUAGCUUAAUAGAAGAAGGUUUCCUGAUUACCUUAACAGUAAGUGGAGAUAUACUGUAACAUUUCUAAUGUAAACUCUAGCUGUAAAUUUUAUGAUUGAAAUGUGACUGUAGAGCUAUUAAAUUUUGAGUAGGAAUGAUAGUGCAUAGUGUGUAAUCAUAACUUUUUCAGUUUGUUAUGUUUAGUAACAUGCCAUGGUGUUUUAGAAGAAGAGUGAUCUUUGGAAGUACAGAUUUUAUGACACAGAAAGUAUUGACCUUAGUAGUAUACCAGUUAAAAACUUGAGUUCUGGAGCUAGACUGCCUAGUCUUCCAUCUCUGGACAUUGGACAAGGUAAUUUCUGUACACCUCACCUUUGUGUAUAAAAAGAAGGUAUUACCACUUAACACAUCAGGUUUGUUGAAGUUUAUAAAAAGGUAUACAAGACCAGUUAUAUAAUAACCUUUUAAUGUUAGUGGUUAGCAUAAAUAAGAAUACCUUUGUCUUUUUGUGAAUAAUUUUUGUUAUUUUGUCUGUUCUGAAAUAUGACAGUAAUAUCUAAGACCCUGUUAUCCUUAAAGAAGCUAACAUAUAAUAGAAAACUUUAGUGUUUCUGAUUUCCAUUCUUAAUCUAAAAUCUAGUGAGUUUACUCUUUCAACAGUUAUAUAUAAAGCAUUCUUUGAUACUGUGCAGUAUAGGGACCAAGGAUAUAGACAUGAAAGAUAGCUGAUAUUUAUAAACUUAAUUUUUAUAGCGGUAUGGGGCUUUGAAUUGUUUGAUCUUCCUAUCCCUGAGGUCUGUAUCCCUAAACUGUUCCCUUUUUUAAAUUUUGAGACAGGGUCUUACUAAAUUGCCCAGCUAGUAAUCAGAAUUAUGAUCCUCCUCAGCCUACAAACUUAGUUUUUAACAGGUAAAGUAAACAAGCAUAAAGUGGAGUGUAACAGAUGGCUGUUAUAGACAUACAUGCAAGGUAUUUUGAAGGUAUAGAGAAUUGUGAAACUCAGACUAAACCAAAUGAUUAAGUCUUUAAAAACAAGUAUAGUAUAGUUGUAGGGGAGGGAUGUGGAUAAAGGAACAUAGUGAGAAUUUUGUAAUGGUUAUUCCCAAGGCAGAAGGCUUAGCACAUCACUGAGUUUGAGAGAUGUAUGGCAUUCUUGGCGGUUACUCUGUUUAGAAAGGUAAGCAAAUGAUAAAUUCAUGUACACCAAGCUAAACUGAUUUUAAGCAGGAAAAUACAAUCACGUUUACAUUUCAACUUAGAAAGAAUGGGUCUGGAGGCAGAGAGAACUGUUAGGAAAUUUAGAGUAAUUCAGAUCAAAUAAUGAGAAACAGAACUAAAGCAUUGACAGUAGGAAAGCCAAAAAUAGAGGAAUUUAGAAAACCGAAUUGACUCAUCCUGACAGUCACUUUGUAUAUAAGCGAUGGGAAACAAGACCAGGACAGCUUCUAGCUGUACUUCCCCCACUUACUGAAUUAUUGAAUCCAUAUCUGGUGAAAGCUGGUUUUGUUGGUAAUAUUCUGGAGAACCAGAGAAAGGGAGCAUUGAUUCUAAAAUAAAAGAAUUGGAUUUUAAGUAUCAGAUUCUAGAGCAAAGCCAAGACAUAACUAGUGAACAGGUUGUGAAAAAUCAGGAGUUGAUAUAUGUGUGUGGAGGCUAUUAAGAGUUCAGGAGGCUGAGUCCCAAACAUUGGCAGCACUGUCAGAGUAAGUGCACGAUACACAAAACCUAGUUUAACAGCAUCCACCUGAGGGGCUGGGGAUUUAGCUCAGUGGCAUAUAAGCGCCUGCCUUGCAAGCAGGCAGUUAUGAGUUUGAUCCCUGGUACCGAUAAAAAGGAAAAAGACCAAAAAAAAAAAAAAAAAAAAACACAAAACAGCAUCCACCUGGUGGUCCUGGACCUCUCGUGGAGUCCCCUCUACUGUUAGCUCUAGAUUCCUAUUGGAAUGGUGCCAUGCUUUCCCAGAUUUGCUUACCAAAAUGCUGAGAUGCAGCCAGACAUUCUUGAGGUUUUGUAUUUAUUUAUCUUACCCUUUUCCGUUAUACCUAGCUUUUCAGUUCUUUGCAGCAGAAAGUAAAACUAUGGUUGGAAACAGUCUUGUAAAAGUAGAUCCAUGGGAAAGAUAAAUCCUAUUGCCCUGAUGUUGCUUUCAAAAAGAGGUUGGGUUGGACUUAGUAAGAAGAGGACCAAAGAGAUGUAUUACUUCUUAGAAAACUAUGAGUUGCCACUGACCACUUUGUGAUCUUUCUCUUUUAGCAAAGGACAGGAAAUGAGAACUGGUAAGCUUGUAUUUAGUUAUUGGAAGAGCAACAACCUUGAGAUAGUCUUGUGGGUCAAGGAGACAACCCUGCCCACAGGUUACCUAAUGCAGCAUAUCCGAGAGAACGCUAAUUCAAGUUUCUAUAGGUUUCUCCCAAGUUAAUUCAAAGGUUCCCUUGUACAUAACUUGGGACUUUAGGACAGCAUGGACUGUAAGAAUAGCAGUAAAUUAAUGCCUGAAAUGUAUAUCCUAGGAUCUCGGAAACCUUUUAUUCAUAAAUGUGACAUGAUUUAAUUUCCCACAUAGUAUGUUUAAAAUUGACUUUCUGCAAUGUCGUACUGAUACUGUAAUUAUAAACGUUUUUAAAUUCUGCCAUUUAGUGCCUUACUACUAUAAUACUAUUUUUUGUGAACUUUUUGGGUUUACUGUUUAUUAUUUUAUGAGAUUUAAAGAGUACUUAACCAAAAAAUAGCCUUCCAACAAAGUCAGUUUGAGAAUUUAAUGCUUUCUGAUUGGCUCAGUCAUUUGUGGCUAAUUAAGUAACAAGAAAGUAGAUUGGUUGCACAAUGUUAGCAAUGUAGAUUUAUAUUUCCGAAGAUAUCAAAUAUAAAUCUUGAAUUUUUCAAGGUAGCUCAUCAAUAAUUACAAUGUUAUUAAAUUGGUUAGUGCUAGGAAUUAAUUAUUCAUAUAUUGUAUGAUACUGUCACAGAUGUCAGAUGGUGUACAGUUUAUCUUUGUUGGGGCUCAAGCAUGGCCAAAGCCUUCCUAAACAAUUUAAAUUUCCAACUGUUAUUUUAGCAUUGUAUCAAUAGAAAAAUUAUCAGGUGAUAUGUUCAAUACUUUUUUCAGUGUUUGAUAUCUGAAGUGUAUUUCACACUUAGAGCGUGUUUCUGUUUGGAACUAGCCACAUUUUAAGGGCUGAAGAGUUAGGCAAUUGCUGGCUACUCUACUGUACAGCUGGAUCCAGCAGACUAUAGGAAGCUUUUUCCAUUCCCAUCUGUACCUGAAUAUUUCUGAAGGCUAUUUAAUUCCAACAUUGUAAGACUCUUGAGUCUCUUUUAAAGUUGAUUUAACUAUUACAUGGGAACAGAAUUUGUUCCAUGUUGUUACUAAAUGGAGAAAAUUUCUCAAUUUUUUAAAAAUUGAGAACAGGAGAUGUCUUUAAAGAAGAAUGAAGGUCUAAUAAUACUUCAUUAUGUGCAUUCACCAGUAACCCUGGCUUUCACCGUGAUUGCUACUUUUUGGUGAGGACACAGGCGCUUUAAUUAACUAGUCAGUGUAAUAGAAGUUGGUGUGUUUCUGAGCAGUGCUGGUGGUAGCUCUAGUUGGCUUUGUUACAUGUUGAGCUGUGUUUGAGUUUUUUGUGUCACAUCUCCCAGCUGUAGAAGCUUGUCCAUAAAACUUGUAGUCACAAAAUGGAGCUGCCUGACUGCCUAGGCAUUUUGUGCCCAAGCGCCAUGGUGAAUUGAGUCAGGCUUAGGGGUUGACAAGAAGUUUGUCCACCCGGUUAGGUUGCAUACUGGGAAGAUGGACAUUACACACUUCUGCUUUCAGACUGGGACCAGUGGUUCUCAACCCCUGGCUCUAAGAACAUUAACUCAGGAGGGAAGAAUAGAACGCAGACGCAGCUCUUUAAAUCUGUUAAGACCUUGACCCCAGCCUCACCCCAGUAUUCCUGAGGUAAUUGUUGUGAUGUGAUUCUGUUGUAUGGCUAGUGUAUAUCCUAUCUGGAGUUUUCUCAUGCAGGCCAAAAUAGGGUGUCAAAUCAUGAGGAAUAAACAGAUGCCAAGCCGGUCUCAGGCUUCUGUAGGCGAGCUUUUGCUGAAUCCCCUUUAAUUCUUUCCUGCUUAAUUGAUCUUAACUUAGUGUUAAAAAAGGUACACUGGUAUUAUUAUGAAUUCUUCCUAACUCUGUGGUUCAUAGAAUAAGCUACCUGAUGCAGCCAUUAUCUGAUCAUUUAUUUUCACAGUGGAAUUGUAUUUUCUUUGAAAUAAAUUCUUUAAAUUUAAAAGGUCAACUUUGGAAUUCAAAACUGAGCAAUGAUAUCUUUGACUUGUACUCAUCGUUUUUCUCUCCUGAAGCAGUUCCUAGUGGUGAGUCAUUAAGUUCCCAUUAGUAGCUGGGGAUGCAAGAAAUUAAGGACAAGAAAUAAAAAAUGUUAGUUAUUGAUAUAAAAAUAAUCUCAUACCUGUCAUUGUAAAGCCACUGAGGCCCAAGAAUGUGAGUACUUGCAGUCUGAUUUUCAUUCUUAGACUUUUGGUGGUCUUUAAAAGUCUCCUCACCCUGAAGAAGAUUGUGAGGGAUUAUUGGAACUGGAAUGCAAAUAAAUUGAAGUAUUGGUUCAUUCAUUUAGCAUUUAACUGCAGACUGUUGGGUGUAUGUAAGGAACUGCAUAUAUGUUGAUAAGUAAAAAGGAUAGUUUUAGAGCUAUAAAUAAAAUGAAUACUUGAAGCAGUCCUGGAAUAAGCAUUUGUGUUAGACCUUACAAGAAAUAGUCCUAAAAAGUCACUGGAAAGCCCUUUAGGAGGGCAACUGGUGAUGCGUUCAGUCUUGUGCCAGACUGAUGUGUAGUAGUGCUGCGGAAACAAAGGUGAAAGCAGAUGCACAAACACAGAUCUGAGAUCGCAGGGGAGCCAGCCAGAUUUGUUAGCCCCAUUCCACUUUUAGAGGCCUAUUUCCUCAGAACAGUAUUAUAUAUGUUAGCAGUUUUUUUUCUUCACUGCUUGUUCCAGGGAACUUUUUAGGCUAUAAUUUACAUACAACAGAAACACUUGUACAAGUGUACUAUCUUGACGGAUUAGGGCAGACAUGCAUAGCUGUGUUAACACCACAACCAAAACAUUUCCAACACAUCUCACAAGUUACCUCAAGUUCCUAUAUGCAUAGUCAGUUCCCACCCAUCCACCUUCCACCUUAGCCAUUGAUCUGCUUUGUAUUACUAUAUAUUAGAUGAAAUCAGUGUGUAUUUUAUUUGUGUAAGUCUUGCUUCACUUAGCAUAGUAUCUGUGAGAAGCAUCCAUGUUGCUUGAACCUGUAGUUUCUUUGCUGAGUAGUAAUUCCAUUGUGUGAAUGUACUACACUUUGUUACCAUUCUCUUUAUGGGUGAGGAUUUGAUCUAUUUUUAGUUUGGGGCUAUUAUGAAUAAAGUGAUUAUGAACAUUUAUUUACAAUCUUUGUGUAAUGUGAUUUCUUUUCAAUAAAUCGUUUAGCGGUUAA
Messenger RNA from Cavia porcellus (domestic guinea pig), 11846 nucleotides. It is a transcript of the gene Znrf2, whose product is annotated as zinc and ring finger 2. Lineage: Eukaryota; Metazoa; Chordata; Mammalia; Rodentia; Caviidae. The record is from RefSeq and is a predicted model, not a curated record. Gene Ontology annotation, molecular function: ubiquitin protein ligase activity. Gene Ontology annotation, cellular component: cytoplasm; intracellular membrane-bounded organelle; membrane. Gene Ontology annotation, biological process: protein K48-linked ubiquitination; proteasome-mediated ubiquitin-dependent protein catabolic process. The transcript is spliced from 5 exons. Bases 519 to 1232 code for a protein of 237 amino acids.